Messenger RNA from Cyprinodon tularosa, 1642 nucleotides. RefSeq names its product chitinase, acidic.1 (gene chia.1). Gene Ontology annotation, biological process: chitin catabolic process; carbohydrate metabolic process. Gene Ontology annotation, molecular function: chitinase activity; chitin binding. Gene Ontology annotation, cellular component: extracellular region. The transcript is spliced from 12 exons. Lineage: Eukaryota; Metazoa; Chordata; Actinopteri; Cyprinodontiformes; Cyprinodontidae. The coding region runs from base 117 to 1481 and encodes 454 amino acids. The record is from RefSeq and is a predicted model, not a curated record.
CUAUUAGUCAUUAAUUGGUAAAAUAUAAAUAAGAUCCCUCUUUAGUAAAAUCAGUACUCUUCUUUGUUCCACUUGAAGAAAGGUUAGCAGGUGGUUUUGACUCACAAGAAGAAAAAAUGACUAAACUACUUUCAGUCGCUUUGGGCUUUCUGCUCAUUCUGCACAUCGCUGCAUCCAGUAAGCUGGUGUGUCACAUGACCAACUGGGCCCAGUACAGACCAAGUGGUGCUAAAUUCACUCCAGACAACAUUGACCCUUUCCUCUGCACCCAUGUUAUCUACUCUCUGGCUACAAUCAACAGCUUCAACCAGAUUAUUCCCAUCGAAUGGAAUGAUGAGCAGCUGUAUAGCAGCCUUAACAGCCUCAAAAACUACAACCCUGCGCUGAAGACUCUGCUGUCUGUGGGAGGCACAGUGAAUGGGGUUAGCCCAUUUAUUUCCUUGGUUGGCAAACCUGAUAGUCGUGAAGCUUUCAUUAAGUCAGCGAUAAGCUUCCUGCGAAGCCAUAACUUUGAUGGGCUAAACAUCGCCUGGGAAUACCCUGGACACAACGGCAGCCCACCGGAGGACAGGGAGAGGUUCACUCUGCUGGUUACGGAGCUGGCCAAGGCGUUCCAGGAUGAUGCCACAGAAAACAGGAAGACAAAGCUGCUUCUCUCAGUCAAUGUGGCCGGCUUCAUUUCAACUAUUGACAAAGCUUAUGAGGUCAACAAGAUUGCACCCCACUUUGACUUCAUGAACAUCAUGUCAUAUGACUUCCAUGGACACUGGGAGGCCGUGACUGGACACAACAGCCCUUUGUACCGCAGCUCGGUGGAUAUUGGAUCACAGCUGGACUAUAACAUAAACUCCUCUGUAUCUCACUGGCGGAUGUGGGGAGCACCAGCAGAGAAGUUGCUCCUGGGUUUUCCCACUUAUGGCCGAACUUACCGUCUCAGCACAUCGGCAAGUGAACUGGGAGCUCCAUCAAAUGGCCCUGCAGAUGCUGGACCCUACACUCGCACAGCUGGGUUCUGGGCCUACUAUGAGAUCUGUGAUUUCACCAACAGUGCAACACUUUCAUGGAUCUCUGAGCAGCAGGUUCCAUAUGCCACAUAUGGCAGUGCUUGGGUAGGCUACGAUGACAAGCGCAGCUUUUCUUCCAAGGUCCAGUGGAUGACCAAAGCCUCUCUGGGUGGUGCUCAUGUGUGGACUCUGGACAUGGAUGACUUUAGUGGAUCCUUCUGUUCAGAUGGACCUUACCCCCUCAUAAACCAUCUUAGAUUGUCAAUGGGUUUUGGUCCAAAGCCAACCACCACCCCACGACCCACAACCACCAGGGAUCCCAUUGCUGAUUUUUGCAAGGGCCGUCCUGAUGGGUUGUAUGAGAACCUCGCUGAUAAGAACACCUACUUCCAGUGCUUCCAGGGAAUCACUUACCUACAUCGCUGUCAGCCUGGCCUUGUUUAUUGGGAUUCCUGCAAGUGUUGCAACUGGCCUUAAGCCUUAAGGUCUAUGUCAUUAAAACAGCCGAAAUUGUUAUUACUGCUUAACAUCAGAAUCACUUUUCAGGAGCAUUUUUUAAAUCAUCUAUAUAUAUAAAUAUAUUGCAUCUGAUUCAGCGCUGAAGGCAUUAGACAAAUAAAAUUAUACUACACAAAUUA